Molecule: messenger RNA, 1680 nt
Organism: Tyto alba (common barn owl)
Lineage: Eukaryota; Metazoa; Chordata; Aves; Strigiformes; Tytonidae
Gene: DHRS9
Product: dehydrogenase/reductase 9
Exons: 5
Coding region: 138-1106 (322 amino acids)
Source: RefSeq, a predicted model, not a curated record
GGAACCACUAAGAAAAGGAGCAACCCUUAAACUCCGCUGCUCUCGGGGCUACGUGUUUACCCAGGAUAAGAAGGCUUCUCCCUCUACCUUCGGUCCCUUUCUAAAGGAGUUCAUGUCCAGAAGACUUCAGUAAAAAAAUGCUUUUUUAUGUAUCACUCUUUCUUGGUAUUGUUGCUCUGUGGUGGCAUUGGAGGGCAAGAGACAGGAUGAAGGUUACAAAUCUUGCUGGAAAAUAUAUAUUCAUCACAGGAUGUGACACAGGAUUUGGAAACAUGGCAGCAAAGAUUUUUGAUAAAAAGGGGUUCCGUGUUUUUGCCAGCUGUCUGACUGACACAGGAGCCAAAGAGUUAAAAGCUGUGACCUCGAAGCAGCUUCAGACAGUGCUGCUAGAUGUGAGAGAUUCAGACAGUGUUAAGAAAGUGGCUGCACGAGUCAAAGCUGAAGUUCAGUCAGAAGGUCUCUGGGGACUUGUCAAUAAUGCUGGGAUUAUGGGGCCAUCAGCUCCUACAGACUGGUUGGAUAUUGAGCACUUUAGAGAACCAAUUGAAGUUAAUCUAAUUGGACUCAUAAAUGUUACAAUAAACAUGCUUCCCUUAAUAAAAAAAGCAAAGGGAAGGAUAGUAAAUGUAUCCAGUGUUGGAGGUCGGCUAGCAUUCAGUGGUGGAGGCUAUUUUCCUUCCAAGUUUGGGGUAGAAGGAUUUAAUGACAGCUUAAGGAGAGAUAUGGCAGCUUUUGGAGUUAAGGUUUGUUGCAUUCAACCAGGACUGUUUAAAACAACAUUAUCCAAUCCAGAAAAUGUUAUGAAGGAGAAGGAGGUUAUUUGGAACAAGCUUCCCCCUGAUAUUAAAACACAGUAUGGAGAGGACUAUUUUCAGAAAGAUGCAGCAAAGAAACAAAAGCUCUCCAGGAUCUGUCUUAACAAGGACAUUUCACCGGUUGUUCAGUGCAUGGAGCAUGCCCUAACAAGCCUCCAUCCACGUGCACAUUACCUUGUUGGGAGGGAUGCUAAGUUGUUUUGGAAUCCCCUCUCAAGAAUGCCAGCUGUUAUACAAGACUUCCUACUGCUGCGGAACAGAGUAGAGCUUGCAGUUUCCCAUGCAAAGUAAACAUUUUCCAAUAUAUUCCUCAUCAUGGAAUAGGCUGAUUCUAUAAUAUAUGUCCUUUAUAUCAGCAUGAUACAAACUAUAUAUGAAAUAUGCAUUUAAAUGUAAGAAAUAGACACAUUUCUCCAAUAUCUGCUACUAUUUAAAAACCCACUAUAUAAUUUAAUUUUUAACAUGUAAACCAGAAAGAACAAAGGAACUACUAAACUUUCAAAAAUUACUAGGAUUUUCAGUUCUUUCACCUUUAAGGUGCUCAGUUUGAGAGCCCUUGGGGGCUCCAGUUUUCUCAAAGAUCCUUAAGACAAAAAUAUCCCAGGAAAAUGGGGAAUGUGGCUUUAAGUCCCUACAGCAGGAAGAGUUCAGUUAUCUCAGGCAGAGGAGGGAAUAGAAAUGAGGCCUUCCUCUGAGAGAAAUGUAGUCUUGCAAUAUAAACUAGAAAGGAGGGCAGAAAAUCCUCCUCCUGAUAUUGCUUUAUUUAGCAGUCACCCCUAUUCAGUUUUGAGGCCAAGGAAACUGUGGUCAACUUUCCUUGCUACAAUCCUAACUGGAAAGCAAAAUAAAGUGCCCAUGUUGUUGA